AUGUUGGUCGCCAUGACUGCGAUGCUCGUGUCCGUGGCAGAGUUCUCCAAUAUUCUGUCUGUUUUGGCCGUGCUCAUGUGCUUCUGCGCCAUGUUCCUGCUGAUCAUGAGGAAUAUGACUGUAUUUUGGCUGCACGGCGAAGAACUAAUGUUUGGUGGUAAUGCAGUACAUCCUGUUCAACAAAGGAUACCACAGAUGAAAAUGAUGAAAGUCCACAUACCGUUCACAUUUAAAUUACAUGAGACGUCUAAUUCUUCUUACUCAGAUCUUCGAUGCACGAUCUCAAGCCAAGUACCAUAUACAUUGCAAGCAUUUUGGGGCGUUUCUAUCCGGGAACUUCAUCAUUUCCUGUGGAAGGCAUGGAGCUCAUUUCAGACAGCCGUCAAGGAUGAUUCAUUACUCCGUGGACAUUAUCAACAUUGUGGAUUAACUUUGCACGAAACAAGCCAUACCGAAAAAACCAUUCAGAUGUUUAUGCCUGAGGGAAAAUUGGAUUUGGGAACUCCCCCUCGACAUUGCUACCCUUUGGUUAUAUUCCUUAUACGCGACACUCCCGAAAAUUCCACUUUACAUCCAGACGAGACGGUGGCAUUGGUGAAUGUAGUACAUAUCCGGGAUAACGUGUGCACGUUGCCUACAAACAUUUUGGCCCAGUACCUGAAACAAGCAAACGGACAAUUGUCAUCAUUAAAGCAACUCUAUUUGGCCACCGGCAACGCUCUCAGUUACCAAGACGAUGCCUGCAGCGACGACGCGUCACAGAGGGCUGUCGUUCUGGACAACAGCAGCGGCAGCUUGAACACCGGCCAGGAACAACUGUGCGUCGUGUGCCAAUACUACCCGCUGUCCAGAGCCCUGUUGCCGUGCCGCCACACAUGCAUAUGCGCAUCGUGCUUCGGCAAGCUGGAGACGUGCCCGAUGUGCCGCAGUCCGAUCAAGAGCUACUUCUGCGUGCGCAACGAAGAUUAUUUGGCCGACUGCGCGUUGGGCCUAGAGAAAACGGGAGCUUCGGCCAAACGACAAGCGUUUUCCCAGUGGAUUCAAAAUAGUAUUACGGAAUUUCUCGGCCUACAUUAG
Messenger RNA from Macrosiphum euphorbiae (potato aphid), 1077 nucleotides. Lineage: Eukaryota; Metazoa; Arthropoda; Insecta; Hemiptera; Aphididae. The record is from the annotation of a GenBank genome assembly.